AUGACUAUUCCUGUCCAGACGAUCACCUCUCUCCGCACAAGCUUCAACCCAUUCUCCAAGUCCGCCCGCCCAUGCAGGCUUCUACUUUCUAUCCUUCGCAAUCCCAAUACCGCAUCGGCAUCCAGCCCUACGCACAUCGAUAUCAAGGUUAAGCAACUCCCCCGUGUCUCGACAGAACAGCCCGAGGUAACAGUGGCCUUCAAGGGAGGGAAGGAACUUAAAAUCGAGGUCGGAAAGCGCCAGAUGAAGAUCGGCGAUGUCAUUGAGGAAAUUGCGCGCGUGGGACGGGCUAUCGAGCGAGAGGAGAGCUUGAAGGGUUAA
Molecule: messenger RNA, 321 nt
Organism: Aspergillus bombycis
Lineage: Eukaryota; Fungi; Ascomycota; Eurotiomycetes; Eurotiales; Aspergillaceae
Product: mitochondrial 54S ribosomal mL53 domain-containing protein
Exons: 1
Coding region: 1-321 (106 amino acids)
Cellular component (GO): mitochondrial large ribosomal subunit
Molecular function (GO): structural constituent of ribosome
Source: RefSeq, a predicted model, not a curated record